Molecule: messenger RNA, 1401 nt
Organism: Carassius carassius (crucian carp)
Lineage: Eukaryota; Metazoa; Chordata; Actinopteri; Cypriniformes; Cyprinidae
Product: extracellular matrix protein 1-like
Exons: 9
Coding region: 140-1348 (402 amino acids)
Biological process (GO): regulation of bone mineralization; signal transduction
Cellular component (GO): extracellular region
Source: RefSeq, a predicted model, not a curated record
CGAUCUCCUGAACUUGGCGCGUUCUGCUCAUGGACAGGAGGCUCUGCCUUUAAAAGCGGACAGUCAGAGCAGAGGGCUUCCCGUCUGAAACACGUUAACUUCAACCGAGAAGCGUUUGACUGAGGGCACAUCACCGACCAUGAGUUCUUCACGCGGCGUGGGAUUUUGUUUGAUGCUUUUACUCGCUCUUCUGUGCGAUGCAUCGGAAGACCCUACUGUCCAAAAGGAAGUUACUGACCAGGUGGUUCAUAAAGAUGGCCUUCAGCGAGAGUUGCCACCUAACCCUGAGGGGCUGAACGUUUUGAUUAUGCAGGGUCUUAUCGUCCCUGAACUUUCCAAAGUGAUUGGCUCUUCAGACGUGACCCAGGAAGAAGUCACAAACGUUCCCUCUGAGACUGUCCCAAUAGAUCACCCAGUGUUUGGCCCUCGCUUCAUAGCACCAGUGGUUGAUUUCCCCCCAGCCUGUCCAAAUACCGGCAACCUGCAAGAUAUCUGUCAGUUCAGUAAAGCUCCGGUCCGGUACCCUAAGGACAUGUUUCCUCUGGAUGGCUUUGGCUGUGAGACUCGACAGGCUGAUGCUAUCAAUCAACUCCAGUCCUGGUACGUUGUCUGCUGUGGCAUCAAUGGAACACAGGAAGAGAAAAUCUGUUGUGCUGAGCAAGCGUGGAAGAAGAGUCUGGCUGCCUACUGUUUUCAGGAAUUCUCUGUUAAGACCAGUCACUAUGUCUGCUGCAAAAUGAGCGAGAUGGCCAGAUGGAGCUGUUUUGAUAAAAGGGCUUCAAAUACUACUUAUAACGUCUCCUCUGUGGUCUCCUAUAACGUCUCCUCCGUGGUCUCAAAUGGCAAUGGUCCACAAAAGAGUCAAGACUUCAAAUAUAACUCCAGCGCUUGCAAAGGCUCAUCUGAGGCUUCUCCAGGAGCACUUACGGAGCAGACCGAAGCUCUGUACAUCAGCUUUCCACCUGGCCUUCCUGAUUCCUCCAACAUCGCACAGAUCUGUGCUCCACACAAGACCCGACCACGAUACAUGCCCAAACAUCUUCCUAACACUGGCUAUGAAUGGCUGAUCCGUCAGUCGAACGCCAUCAAUGUCCUGGAGAGAGAAUAUAACCAGUGCUGUGAGGAGGAAAAGGGCAAGCAACUCUGCGCUGAGAAGAAGUGGAAGAUGAUGGUUGAUGAGUUUUGUAAGGAUGAUAAGAAAGCCGAAGGACAGCAGUUUGAGUGUUGUGCAAAGAAUAAGGAAGAAGAGCAGUACUCCUGUUUUGCAACUUCUGCCCCAGAUCCAGGAUAUAUGUCCACUGAUGGAGCUCUCCGCCCUUCUGCUCCUCCUCCAGCCCCCAAGACAUGAUGUGAUCCACAUACAACUGUCCAGGGCAUGGAAGACCCGCUUCACUCAAACUU